Molecule: messenger RNA, 2088 nt
Organism: Moesziomyces antarcticus
Lineage: Eukaryota; Fungi; Basidiomycota; Ustilaginomycetes; Ustilaginales; Ustilaginaceae
Exons: 1
Coding region: 1-2088 (695 amino acids)
Source: RefSeq, a predicted model, not a curated record
AUGGCGGGCUGGUUAUCCUCGCCCGACCGUCAGACGGUGUCGGACCUCUUUGGUACGGCAUCGUUCGCCAUCUGGCUCUUUGCACAGUCGCCCCAGCUCUACGAAAACUACCGCCGCGGUUCGGUCGACGGCCUCUCGCCCGUCUUCCUCACACAGUGGAUGCUCGGCGAUGCCACCAACCUCAUCGGAUGCAUCCUCACACAGCAGCUGCCCUUUCAGAUCGCAGUGGCAACCUACUUUUGCUGCAUCGAUGUGUGCAUCAUGAUCCAGUUCACCUACUACUGGAACAAGGCGCGCAAGGCGCGCAAGCAGCGCACACAGCGCACACAGCGCACCAACAGCCUCACCGCCUAUGCGCACAAUCCCUACUCGGUCCUCGCAGAGACCAGCGAGCUGCUGCCCGGCAGAUCCAGUCGCCAACACUCGCUCCUGCGCUCCUCGAGUAAAAGACGCAACCUGUCGCACUCCCAAGUGCUGCAUCACCAAAGACAUGCACAUGCCAGCCAUGAGCAUGCAGACGAGAUCGGUGCUGCAGAAGCCCAGGCGAGCAGGCCACACGCGUCGUCCAGAUCAAGGUCGCGGCAUGUGGAUCCAAUGAGUCGGUCGGCCUCGACGGAUACCGUGCCUGGCACGGCUGCCGUGGCCAACUACCGCGCGCUUUCCAAUGCAGCCAUGAGCGUCGCACAGCUCGCCCAGGAGGCGGCGAGAAGGCGCGAGGCAAUGCUGCACCGCGUCCAGGCAGACGGCGACGACUACUUUUCCUACUCGAGGCCGGGCAGUCUGCGCUCGCAUCGAAGCAAGUCGCGCGCUUCCGAGUCGCCCAACACCUCGCUACCGCCGUCAAGAUCACGCUCAAGGGUCAACAGUAACGAGCUUGGCUCCGAGAGCGUGCGCGCCGAUUUGUCUGCGGCGGUACCCUCGUCGUCCAGCACGGCGGUGGAUGCGGCAUCGGGCGCGGCGGGUCGACGCGCUCGCGUGGCACGCUCCAUGAGUGCGCGCAGAAAAGCCGUACCCGGCGCAGGAGAUUUCGUGCCCUCGGCGCUCAGUCCGACACGCGAAAGCAGGGAUGCCGACGACGACACCGAAAGUGAGGACGUCUCGGGAACAGAGGCGGCGCCGGCUAUGGCGGAGAGCGUCGACAGCUUGGCAACCGUCAGCACCGACGCGAGUGGUGGCAGUGGGCCGGCGGAGCCCCGGGGCAGGGACAUGGUUCGCAUGGCCAGUCGGCUCGAGUCGGUCACCUCGUCGGGCGCCGCCACGCCGUUGGCGGCAGUGCAGCGCGACGGCACGGGCUCGCCGUUCUCAGCGGGGUCGUCGGAGGGCACUGCGAGACAUGCGUCGCCCAAACCGCUGGAUCGCAUGGCCAUGUCGCAUCACCAGCUCGGCCAGCAACUCGACGCAGACUCGAGCGAUGACGACCACACCGCCAGAGUAAAGAAGGGCGGGGCGAGGAAGAGGAGCAAGCGCGAUGCGGCGGAAGCGUCCGAUGCCAUGUACAGGUCUGUGGAUACGCUGACCGCAGCGAGCGGAAGGAGGAAGGGCGCGUUGGUGAGGAGCGAGUCUUCGCGCUCGCAUCAGUUGGUGUCGGCAGGAACAGCAGCCCGAGGCGGGAGCAGGAAGAGCGGCACUAAAUCACCAGCGUCCAUGCGCAGGAGUAUCGGCAUGGUCCUUCUGGGGAUUAUGAUGAUCUCGUCCCUCCCACCCGCGUCGACAGCUGCGGCUAUCAAUCCUGCGCUGGCGGGAGCGCUUCGCAUCGACGACGGCGCAGCAUGGAACAGGUUGGUGGGUAGAAUCAGUGCAUGGCUAUGUGCAUUGCUCUACAUCACCUCGCGCAUCCCACAGAUCUGGGAGAACCACAUGCGCAGAUCCGUAGCCGGCCUCUCCAUCCUCCUCUUCAUCGCCGCCUUCUCGGGCAACCUCCUCUACUCGGUCUCGGUACUCACCAACCCGGCCGCUGCAUCUUCCAAUGCAAGGGCUUACCUCCAGGAAUCACUGCCGUUCUUACUCGGCUCCGGAGGCACACUCAUCUUCGACCUCAUCAUCGUAGGCCAGUGGCUCGCCUGGAGACAUAAGCCGCCCAUGCUGUAA